UCAAUCAAGCCGUUCCCUCCAACAGCCAAGGCACCUACCCAGCACCAACUAUCUCGAGUCAAGCAUAGCACGUUGGGCAAAGAAACCAUUUAUGUGGUAGAUAUUCGCCAACAGCCCUCGCACGACCGUUUGGGCGACCACUUCUUCGGAAUUCGAUGCAGUUUGAGGCCUCAAGGAACACACGAGCGGCCUUCGUCGAUGCAUUCAGUGUGUGUGUCUCCAGGCGAUGAAUCUACGCCAUCUCGCGUGGGACUAUGUACGGAGUACAGCCACGGCCCAAUCUGGCGGGAUUCGACGCUAUCGACGUUAAGCUUAGCUUUUCCCGCUUCUCCAUGUUCUGGGCUUCGGAUGCGUCCCUUUUCUUCCCCGGAUCAGCUCCUUCAUCGGAUGCUAUACCUAACUAGCUUGACGAGGUCUCGACCGUGGGCAAUCAUCCGUCUUGGUGAACGACAUUGCCUUGCCUGGUCAAUGACUGUUUGGGCAAGAGUUCGCCGAAUCCGCCAUAGACAACACCAAUUGUUCACUCGGAUGGCGCCAAAAAAUUAA
Messenger RNA from Colletotrichum tamarilloi, 546 nucleotides. RefSeq lists its product as uncharacterized. The transcript has a single exon. The record is from RefSeq and is a predicted model, not a curated record. The annotation marks the transcript as partial. Lineage: Eukaryota; Fungi; Ascomycota; Sordariomycetes; Glomerellales; Glomerellaceae.